Prunus armeniaca (apricot) is the source of this 1215-nucleotide messenger RNA. Lineage: Eukaryota; Viridiplantae; Streptophyta; Magnoliopsida; Rosales; Rosaceae. The record is from the annotation of a GenBank genome assembly.
AUGCACAUGCAACUCUUACGUACAAACAUGGUCAUCAUGUUCGACCGGACCGACUACGGCCCCUCCAACAUCUCCCUCCCUGACCGCCAAUGCCGGCAUGACCCCAACGACACCUUGCUCAAAGUAGACUGCACGGCUCACUCCAUCCUCUACGACAUCGGCACCAACACACUCCGGCCCCUAACCGUACAAACCGACACGUGGUGCUCCUCCGGCGCCGUCUUCCCCGACGGAACCCUAGUCCAGACGGGCGGCUACAACGACGGCGACCACGUGGUCCGCACGUUCACUCCAUGCACGGGCGACAAUUGUGAUUGGCUCGAAUUCCCAAAUUACUUGGUACAACGUAGAUGGUACGCUAGCAACCAAAUAUUACCUGACGGUCGUAUAAUCAUUGUCGGAGGCAGACGACAAUUCAACUACGAAUUCUACCCGCGCAAUUUCCAAAACCCUCCUCGCACUUUCUGGCUCGAUAUUUUGAGACAAACAAAGGACCAAGACGAGAACAACUUGUACCCAUUUCUCCACCUCUUACCAGAUGGGAACUUGUUCAUUUUCGCAAAUACCAAAUCAAUACUCUUCAACUACAACCAAAAUGUCGUCGUUAGAGAGUUCCCCGAAAUACCCGGUGGCGAGCCUCGUAAUUAUCCAAGCACCGGCUCCUCGGUGCUGCUCCCGUUGGACGAAAACAAACCCGCCAAUGUAAACAUUGAAGCCGAGAUAAUGGUCUGCGGCGGAGCGCCGCGCAACUCGUUCGUGCUCGCUUCCCGUGGAGAGUUUAUCGAUGCACUCGGCACGUGCGGGCGGCUCAAGGUGAGUGACCAAAACCCCUACUGGGUAAUGGAGGAAAUGCCGGUUCCCCGAGUCAUGGCCGAUAUGCUUCUUUUACCAACCGGAGACGUCGUUAUCAUAAACGGCGCCGCACUAGGCACGGCCGGAUGGGAAUACGGGCGUGACCCAGUAACCAAACCGGUCAUAUAUCGGCCGUCGGAGAAUCCGAACAGGCGUUUUUCGGUCAUGGCCGGUUCGCAGAGACCGAGACUUUACCAUUCCGCUGCUGUUUUGGUACCGGAUGGCCGGGUCUUAGUCGGCGGAAGCAACCCGCAUGUUUACUAUAACUUUACCUGCGUCGAGUACCCGACGGAUCUUAGUCUGGAGGCCUUUUCUCCUCCUUCUUUUCGGUUGCGUUCGCCGUGCCCGAGUUGUUGUCUGUGA